Molecule: messenger RNA, 4162 nt
Organism: Labeo rohita (rohu)
Lineage: Eukaryota; Metazoa; Chordata; Actinopteri; Cypriniformes; Cyprinidae
Product: tripartite motif-containing protein 16-like
Exons: 6
Coding region: 200-1648 (482 amino acids)
Molecular function (GO): protein binding; zinc ion binding
Source: RefSeq, a predicted model, not a curated record
GAAACGGAAGUGUGGUUGAGCUGUUGUGUGUUUGUGUCUCUGUAUUCAAGCAGUAAAAUGGCAGGAGCCAGAGUUUUUCAGGAUGAGUUCAAGUGUGCAGUGUGUCUGGAUCUCCUGAAGGAUCCAGUGACCAUCCAGUGUGGACACAGUUACUGUAUGAUCAGACUGUAUUACAGACUGCUGGGAUCAGGAGGAUCAGAUGAGAGUCUACAGCUGCCCUCAGUGCAGACAGACCUUCAGAACAAGACCUGCUUUAGCUACAAACACCAUGCUGACUGAAGUAGUGGAGAAACUGAAGAGGAAACGUCCCGACUGUUACGCUGGAGCUGGAGAUGUGCAGUGCGACUCCUGUAGUGAAAGAAAAUACAAAGCCGUCAAGUCCUGUCUGAUGUGUCUGAACUCUUACUGUCAGAAUCACUUUGAACAACAUGAGAAUUUGUUUAAAAGAAAGAGACACAAUUUGACUGAUGCCACUGGACGACUGCAGGAGAUGAUCUGCCAGAAACAUGAGAAGAUCCUUGAGGUUUUCUGUCGCACUGACCAGAAAUGUAUAUGUGUGCUGUGUACGAUCGAUGACCAUAAAAACCACGACACUGUAUCAGCUGCAGCACAGAGGACAGAGAAACAGAAGCAGCUGAAGGAGACGCAGAAGACGUUCCAGCAGAGAAUCCAGCAGAGAGAGAAAGAUCUUCAGCAGCUGAGAGAGGCUGUGGAGUCUCAUAAGCGCUCUGCACAGACAGCAGUGGAGGACAGUGAGAGGAUCUUUACUGAGCUCAUCCGCUUCACUGAGAGAAGCCUGAAAGUUGCAGUGAGUCGAGCUGAAGGACGACUGGAGCGACUGGAGCAGGAGAUCAAUGAUCUGAGGAGGAGAGACGCUGAGCUGGAGCAGCUUUCACACACACAGGAUCACAUCCAGUUCCUGCAGAGUUUCCAGUCUCUCUCAGCACCUCCUGAAUCUACAGACAGAAAUGAUGAUCUCUUCAGUUAUCUCAACUCUUCUGACGAUCUGAGAGAAUCUGUCCGUCAGCUGAGAGACAAACUGGAGGAUUUCUGCAAAGAGGAGCUCAAGAAGAUCUCAGACAGAGUCACAUUCACCAACAUUGUUCCCAGGACCAGGAACGACUUCCUACAAUAUUCCCAUCAGUUCACUCUGGAUCUGAACACAGUGAAUGAAUCCCUCCGUCUGUCUGAGAACAACAGAGUGAUUACUGACACUGACACAGUCCAGUCGUAUCCUGAUCAUCCAGACAGAUUUGAUCAUUAUAAUCAGGUGUUGUGUAGAGAGAGUGUGUGUGGACGCUGUUACUGGGAGCUGGAGUUGAGCGGAAAUGUGCAUAUAUCAGUGUCAUAUAAAAGCAUCAGCAGGAAAGGACGGGGUAAAGAGUGUGUGUUUGGAUGUAAUGAUCAGUCCUGGAGUUUGCUCUGCUCUUCCUCCAAUUACUCAUUCAUACACAAUAACAUAUGGACUGGUCUCCCUGUAGAGUCCAUCAGCAGUAGAAUAGGAGUGUUUGUGGACCACAGUGCAGGAACUCUGUCCUUCUACAGCGUCUCUGACACAAUGAAACUCAUCCACACAGUCCAGACCACAUUCACUCAGCCGCUCUAUCCUGGGAUUUGGGUUCGUAAAGCAUCAGUGAAACUGUGUUGAUAAAUAACCCUUAUAUAGCACACAUGAAUUACCUCGUAACAGAUCUAUGCAAGUGGAGCUGGGGAAGGUGGAGGGUUUCUGAAGUAUGCUGGACUCAGGACUCAUUUAGAACAUUAUAAUCAUUUGUUUUUAGCCAGGUUUCAAUCAAGCAGAGUACAUCAAAUCAUUUUUAAUCACAGAUACGUGGGUACGCUAUUUUAAGAAUACCAUAAGUCCCUCUCUGCAAAGUUUGCAUCUUUCGCUACUCUACACAACUCAAGGAUUGACUGGUAAAUCACAGACACUGAACUCUUAGUUCAUCAUUUUGGAGUCUAGAAAAUUCUGGCUUGUGCUGCCUGUAACUCUUACAGUCACUCUGAACUUUUUUGCCCUAAAGCCUACAAAAUCCGAGCUCCAGACACUGUCCAUGGUGCUUAAAAUUAACUUUCUUCCUAUCUCUCUUCUCACCCUGAUCCGUCUUUUGUUGAUUACCAGCCUGUCCCAAGGGUUUCAGAUAGAAGUCCUUUUCUCUCUCUACUUGUUUUGUAGCAAAAAAUUUACAGUCGGCUCUCCUCCUUUUAGUCCUUUUUGGGUUAAUUUGCUCUGAGUUGCCACCCGCAAAGAUUCAGGGAAAAAACGGUUAAUAUUCAACAUGUCCUCUCUACAUUCCAGUUUUACAGCAAGCAUCAAUGAAUGCUUCCCCUCAGAACCAUUUUCUCUGCAUUACACUUCGGUUAAUAACACCAUUCAGUUAAUUAAGUUAUCUGGCUGAGAUACUCUACUCUUACAGCCUAUACAUCUGCUUGGUCCUUGUUUGUGACGUUUUGUCUUUCAUUUCGAAAAACCCAUUUUUCCUAAUCUAAUUACGCCCGUCUGUUUGAAAAUCAUAAUUUAAAGUACGGAUACUGCUUGCAGGCAUUACAUUUUAACGCUAGAUAUCAUAACUCUGAAUCUAAGCAUUUUGAUUUUUCACUACAUUUCUUACUAUCUGAUAUUCACUUUAUUCUUAUUCACUUAUUCACUUUAUUAACUUCUUCACCAUUUUCCUUAAGCAUUCCAAAAACGAUUAAUGAUCAGGCGUCACGUUGUCCCUGAUUACCAAUUCUGCCCCAAUGAUUAGAUAUCUUAAAAUACGUCUCUGCACUUUCUCCCCUAUUUAUUUUACCUAAUGGUGCACCAAUAACUAAGGCCUGGUUGAGCUCUAAUUUAGGCACAGCUUUAGAAAACUGAGGUCUGUCACUGCUUCAAUACACUGGCCAUUCCUCAUCAGCCAUCAAGCUACUGGGCAGAUGGUCUUCCUCUGCAUUAGAAUCAUACAUUAAACCUGAACCACAAAUCAUCUCGAAGGCUCAGCAAAUAUUAUCAAGUUAUCCUCAUGGUAAUCUAAUGCAAACACUGGUGGAGGUGCAAUACCUAUUCAUAUUACUCCUAACAAUCUUUUGAGGUUUUCUCUCUAUGACUUAUCUUAGCCUUUCUCUGCAGUCCAUUUCUCGUGGCCCUUCUAUCUAUAGCCUGCCCAGGAUUUCUUUCUAUGGUCUAUCUUUGUCUUUCACUCCAGUUGCCUGUCAGGGCCUCUCCCUCUGUGGUCCAUUGGGGCCUUUCCCUCUGUGGCCAAAGAAUUCUGUUUUUAUGUAUUGGUUUAGUCAAAUAAAUACUUUUGAGUCAUCACUUCCCAGUCUUUCUGGUAGAACUAUAAAAAUACCUUCUAUAAAAGUGAAGUAUUUCCCAAUAUUUAAAAUAAGUAAUAACAGUAACAUUUAUAGUAAAUACAUUUCUGCCAAAACACAGAGGUCUUCGACCCUGCUCCUGGGGACCCACUCUCCUGGAAAGUCUAUUUUCAACCUGCUUCAGCACACCUGCCUGCAAUUUUCAACCAGUCUUGAGGAGCUUGACUGGCCGCUUCAGGUGUGUUUGAUUAGAGUUGUAGCCAAACUCUUCAGGAUAGUGGGUCCCCAGGAACAGACCUCUGCCAUAAAUUACUAUGGUGCUGAAUUGACACGCCCAUGUAUUGCCAUUUUCCAAUUUACCUUGUCAUGCAGUUUACAUUGUUGUGUCUGUUUUCAGCCAGCAUCACUACAAAAUCUUUAAUGUUCUUAUUACACACGGCUGUAUAACACAGUUCUGUGUGACAUCUGAAUGGAUCAAGCGACUUGCGCUGUUUAUCACUUUACAUUGUGGCAGAAGCGCAGUGCAGGUUCAUCAGCGCUGUGUGGGUGACUGAUCCCACUCUAUUGUACAUGGUUAGCGGAUGCAUUGCAUAGCGCCACACACUUUUUGCAGUUUUGCAUGUGCUCCAACUUAAAAACAACGCCUAAUAGGGAGGAGAUCUCCCUCACUUUAGCGAUUGGCUCACUACUGGACCAAAUGACAAUGACGAAUGUGGGGGCUCGUCUGGGAUCUGAACCCAAAGUGAGAAUCAUACCCCUAGACCACAAAUUUAUUAUAAAAUAAAACUUUGUGUUACUGUGGAUGGUGGUGCCCUUUUUUUGUUUGAGCUUCAUUUUGUUUGGUUUAGUUUAUUUCAUUUAAUUUCUU